Messenger RNA from Ornithorhynchus anatinus (platypus), 2409 nucleotides. RefSeq names its product ribosomal protein S6 kinase A4 (gene RPS6KA4). Bases 49 to 2397 code for a protein of 782 amino acids. The transcript has 17 exons. The record is from RefSeq and is a predicted model, not a curated record. Gene Ontology annotation, biological process: intracellular signal transduction; protein phosphorylation; regulation of DNA-templated transcription. NCBI's taxonomy places the organism in Eukaryota, Metazoa, Chordata, Mammalia, Monotremata, Ornithorhynchidae. Gene Ontology annotation, molecular function: protein serine/threonine kinase activity; ATP binding; magnesium ion binding.
GCGCCCCGCACAGCGGCCCGCGCAGCGUUCCGCGCCGCGCCCCCGGCCAUGGGCGACGAGGAGGAGGACGAGGGCUGCGCCGUGGAGCUCCGGAUCACCGAGGCCAACCUCACCGGCCACGAGGAGAAGGUCAGCGUGGAGAACUUCGAGCUCCUGAAGGUGCUGGGCACGGGAGCGUACGGGAAGGUGUUCCUGGUCCGGAAGGCCGGGGGCCACGACGCCGGGAAGCUGUACGCCAUGAAGGUCCUGCGCAAGGCGGCCAUCGUGCAGCGGGCCAAGACGCGGGAGCACACCUGCACCGAGCGCUCCGUCCUGGAGCUGGUCCGCCAGGCGCCCUUCCUGGUCACCCUGCACUACGCCUUCCAGACCGACGCCAAGCUGCACCUCAUCCUGGACUACGUGAGUGGCGGGGAGAUGUUCACCCACCUGUACCAGCGAGAAUUCUUCACGGAGCCCGAGGUGCGGGUGUACGGAGGAGAGAUCGUGCUGGCACUGGAACACCUGCACAAGCUGGGCAUCAUCUACCGAGACAUGAAGCUGGAGAACGUCCUCUUGGAUUCCGACGGCCACAUUGUGCUCACCGACUUUGGUCUCAGCAAGGAGUUCCUGUCCGAGGAGAAAGAACGGACCUUCUCCUUCUGCGGCACCAUCGAGUACAUGGCUCCCGAGAUCAUCCGCGGCAAGUCCGGGCAUGGCAAGUCCGUGGAUUGGUGGAGCCUCGGGAUCCUCCUGUUUGAGCUGCUGACCGGGGCGUCGCCCUUCACCCUGGAGGGACAGAGAAACACACAGGCCGAGGUGUCCCGACGGAUCCUCAAGUGCUCCCCUCCCUUCCCCCCCCGGAUCGGUCCAGUGGCCCAGGACCUGCUGCAGCGGCUACUCAACAAAGACCCUAAGAAGCGUCUGGGGGCCGGACCCCAGGGGGCCCAGGAGGUCAAGAAUCACCCCUUCUUCCAGGGUCUGGACUGGGCGGCCCUGGCCGCGCGGAAGGUCCCGGCCCCGUUCCGGCCGCAGAUCCGGUCGGAGCUGGACGUGGGGAAUUUCGCCGAAGAGUUCACGCGGCUGGAGCCCGUCUACUCACCCCCAGGCAGCCCCCCGUCCGGGGACCCUCGUGUGUUCCAGGGUUACUCCUUUGUGGCCCCGUCCAUCCUGUUUGACCGGAACAACGCUGUGAUGACCGACGCCCUGGAGCUUCAGGGGGGUGGGGACCGGCCCGGCCGGGCAGCUGUUGCCAGAAGCGCCAUGAUGCAGGACUCGCCGUUCUUCCAGCUGUACGAGCUGGACCUGCGGGAGCCGGCCCUGGGCCAGGGCAGCUUCUCCGUGUGUCGUCGCUGCCGCCAUCGGCAGAGCGGACAAGAGUUCGCCGUCAAGAUCCUCAGCCGCAGGCUGGAGGUGAGCACGCAGCGGGAAGUGGCCGCCCUGCGGCUCUGUGAGUCGCACCCCAAUGUGGUGAAGCUGCACGAGGUUCACCACGACCAGUUCCACACGUACCUGGUCCUGGAGCUGCUGCGGGGCGGGGAGCUGCUGGAGCACAUCCGCAAGAAGCAGCACUUCAGCGAGUCGGAGGCCAGCCAGAUCCUGCGCAGCCUCGUGUCCGCCGUCAGCUUCAUGCACGAGGCCGGCGUGGUGCACAGGGACCUCAAGCCCGAGAACAUCCUGUACGCGGACGAGUCCCCGGAGGCCCCCGUGAAGAUCAUCGACUUCGGAUUUGCGCGGCUGCGGCCCCAGAGCCCCGCGGGGCCCAUGCAGACCCCCUGCUUCACCCUGCAGUACGCGGCUCCCGAGCUGCUGGCCCGCCAGGGCUACGACGAGUCCUGCGACCUCUGGAGCCUGGGUGUCAUCCUGUACAUGAUGCUGUCGGGGCAGGUCCCCUUCCAGGGGGCAUCGGCCCAGGGCGGGCAGGGCCAGGCGGCCGAGAUCAUGCGCAAGAUCCGGGAGGGGCGAUUCUCGCUGGAUGGAGAGGCCUGGCAGGGCGUCUCUGAGGAGGCCAAGGAGCUGGUCAGAGGGCUGCUGACCGUGGAUCCCGCGAAGAGAUUGAAGCUGGAGGGACUGCGGGCCAGCGCGUGGCUGCAGGACGGCAGCGCCCGCUCCUCGCCCCCGCUCCGGACCCCCGACGUGCUGGAGUCGGCCGGGCCGGCCGUGCGCUCGGGCCUCAACGCCACCUUCAUGGCCUUCAACCGGGGCAAGCGGGAGGGCUUCUUCCUGAAGAGCGUAGAGAACGCCCCCCUGGCCAAGCGGCGGAAGCUCAAGCUGUGCAGCUCCGAGCCCUCCUCUCGGCCCGGCUCCCCCACGCCCCCCGCGCCGGCCCCCGACCCUGCCCUGACCCCAGCCUCCCGGCCUCUGCCACCCCCUGCCAAGGGGGCUCCCCACCGCUCCAACGGGCCCCUGUCCCCCUCCUAGCGGGGCCGGGGG